Canariomyces notabilis is the source of this 1017-nucleotide messenger RNA. RefSeq names its product S-adenosyl-L-methionine-dependent methyltransferase. The coding region runs from base 1 to 1017 and encodes 338 amino acids. The record is from RefSeq and is a predicted model, not a curated record. The transcript has 4 exons. Lineage: Eukaryota; Fungi; Ascomycota; Sordariomycetes; Sordariales; Chaetomiaceae.
AUGGAGGAAAGUGGCUUCAUUGAACCACUUAGCGACGAGGAUUUACUUACCGACGAGGAUCUGGCGGAACAGGGUGAUGCCACUUCUGACUACGAACCGAGCGAGGCUGAAAGCACCUUUGGCUCUCUGACCGAGAGCGUCACCGAGCAUGUGUGGGAGUAUGGAAGACGCUACCAUUCGUUUCGAUACGGGAGGUAUCCCAUACCGAAUGACGAGGAAGAAUACAAGAGAGAGGCGUUACGGCAUACAAUGCUGAAGGAGCUCCUAAACGGCAAGCUGUUCCUUGCCCCGAUUGGUGACAACCCCCAGAAGAUUAUCGAUUUAGGCACAGGAUUCGGGGAUUGGGCCAUAGAAGUUGGCGAACGCUUUCCCGGUGCCAAAGUCACGGGUGUGGAUUUAUCGCCCAUCCAACCUGUAUGGGUCCCACCAAAUGUCGAGUUCAUGAUAGACGACAUUGAAGACGAGUGGGUGCAAGCGAACGACUACGAUCUUGCACACCUGUGCUUCGUCAACACCGUCAUUAAAGACAAUGAAAGCUUGUUCAGCAAAAUCUUACAAAACCUCAAGCCAGGUGGCUGGGUGGAGGUUCAAGACAUCGUUCCGAGGGCAACAUCAGAUGAUGGAACGGUCCCAUCCGAUUACCCCCUGAACAAGUUUUAUUCCAUGUUGGGGGGCGUGCUAAACGACAAAUAUGGAUUUGACCUCUGGGCCGUCGAACAGAUCCCCGGCCUCUUACAACGCCUUGGGUACGUUAACGUGCAGAAGAAGGUGUACCAUAUGCCGUUGGGCGAAUGGGCCAAGGACAAGCACUUGAGGCUUCUUGGCGGAUGCUUUCGUGAGGUAGUCAUGGACUUCGUUGGCGCCAUGGCUGCGCGACCGCUCGUCGAGGGCGGCUACGACAGGGAGGAGAUUGAUGAGCUGGUGAGCAGCAUCACAGCCGCAGUGAUGAACAGGCGGAUCCAUGCCUACAUGCCGAUACACUUUGUUUGGGGUCAGCGGCCGCCCGCAUCAGCAUGA